This is a messenger RNA of Macadamia integrifolia, 4283 nucleotides long. RefSeq lists its product as uncharacterized. The record is from RefSeq and is a predicted model, not a curated record. The transcript has 9 exons. NCBI's taxonomy places the organism in Eukaryota, Viridiplantae, Streptophyta, Magnoliopsida, Proteales, Proteaceae. The coding region runs from base 1143 to 3878 and encodes 911 amino acids.
CUCUCUCUCUCAUUCUUUUUUUUGUUUCCAUUUUUUUUCCCUCCCCCCAUUAUGCAGGUUCUUUAACAUUUCUUAUACAUCUCCAAAACCCACUCUUUCAGAGCUUUUUGAAACCCUAAUUUGGACCGAUCCACCGCCUGGAAUCUGAAUAUAGAAAGCUUCAAUUGGUUCAAUUUCACGUUAAUCGUCCGGUGUUCGUUACGCUUUCUUGAAGUCCGUUCUCCUCAUCCCUUGCCUUGUAUCUGGUGGUGGAUUCACCCACCCUUUACCCCAGCAGGGCCUGCUGCCUUUGUUAGUUUUGUCGCUUUCUUUCUCUGUAACCUGGUUUUUGAUCAAACUUUGUACUUGAUCCAAGCCCAUUUCUGUUAAGAUUCGUCGACAUUGAAGAAAUAUUGAGUUCGAAGGUUUACUGAUCACCAUUUUAGUUUCUUUUCUGGUUGAACUUUGAGGUGUUGUGGGCAGGGAUUUGAUAAUUUUUGUCUGGAUUGUCAGGCUGGGUUCAAGACAUGGGCAUUUGAUCUUAUUAACUUUAGGGUUUCUGUUUCAAUUAUAGAGUUUCCCUUGUUUCUUAUUCCUGUCAUUUUUGUGGAGUUCCAGGAGAAUAGUGGAGCGCUGCCCGUCUUUUCUUAGGCUUCUCGAAUAGGGUUAGGUUUAGGAUUAUGAGCUUUACGGAUUCAUGGAGAUUGCUAAAUCAGGAAUUUUGAUGCUAGACGCAGCAAAUGUUUAACCUCCACGAAAUAUUUCCUGACGUUCAUUUGCUCUUCCUUGGUGGUGAAACGUCACGUCCAAGCUUUUGCAGAGGCAGCUUCUGAUCCUUUCCUUCUAUACAGUACCCAUAAUUUGAUACAAUCUAUCGAGAAAAUUGUUGGCCACUGGAUGCUAGUAACUUCUGCUUUGUUUUAAGUUUCGAUUUUGUUGGGGAGUUGGUGUCGUGGCUGAAAUCUUUUACUGUUUGACUAUUAAUAUGAAAGAAUUAUAAGAGAUUGUUCCCUCCUCCCCUCUUGGAGAUUGGUAGAGUUGAUUUGGUGCGCCAAUGUGUUGAAGCAACAAACUGUUAGUGCUCUCUCUGUACCUCUGCCACCCUCUCUCACGAGAGAGGACAGUCUUUUAGACAGCACGGGUUAGCUACGGGUUAGUCUUGUAUGGGCGAUCAUGGUGGCUGGGGGGCACAGCCAAGUGGCCUCUUGCCCAAUGGCCUCUUGCAAAAUGAAGCGGCAUCCGUGACUCGAGUACUUGACCCAGAAAGAUGGUUUAAAGCCGAAGAGAGAACUGCAGAGCUGAUUGCCUGCAUCCAGCCCAACCCACCUUCUGAAGAGCGAAGAAAUGCUGUUGCCGAUUACGUGCAGCGGUUAAUCAUGAAGUGUUUCUCCUGUCAGGUGUUCACCUUUGGGUCUGUACCUCUCAAGACCUACUUACCAGAUGGGGACAUUGACCUAACUGCCUUCAGUAAGAACCAAGAUUUGAAGGAUACCUGGGCUAGUGAGGUUCGUGAUAUGCUUGAGAAUGAAGAGAAGAGUGAGAAUGCUGAAUUCCAUGUAAAAGAAGUUCAGUACAUUCAGGCAGAAGUGAAGAUAAUAAAAUGUCUUGUAGAAAAUAUCGUUGUAGAUAUAUCAUUUAACCAGCUUGGUGGGUUAUGUACCCUUUGUUUUCUUGAGGAGGUUGACCAUUUGAUAAAUCAAAAUCAUCUAUUCAAGCGCAGCAUUAUAUUGAUCAAAGCUUGGUGUUACUAUGAGAGCCGCGUAUUGGGUGCUCAUCAUGGACUUAUUUCAACAUAUGCCCUUGAAACUUUGGUUCUAUACAUAUUUCAUGUUUUCAACAAUAACUUUGCUGGGCCUCUUGAGGUGCUAUAUCGUUUUCUGGAGUUCUUCAGUAAUUUUGAUUGGGACAACUUUUGUGUGAGCCUUUGGGGCCCAGUGGCCAUUAGUUCACUUCCAGAUAUAUCAGCGGAAACUCCACGAAAGGAUGGUGGAGAGCUAUUGCUUAGCAAAAUCUUUCUUGAUGCUUGUAGCUCAGUCUAUGCCGUUUUCCCUGGUGGCCAAGAAAACCAGGGCCAACCCUUCAUUUCCAAACAUUUCAAUGUUAUUGAUCCUUUACGUACAAACAACAAUCUUGGACGCAGUGUCAGCAAAGGUAAUUUCUUCAGGAUUCGUAGUGCUUUCGCAUUUGGAGCUAAAAGGCUGGCCAGAUUACUUGAUUGUCCAAAAGAAAACCUUAUUGCUGAAGUCAAUCAGUUCUUCAUGAACACAUGGGACAGACAUGGAAGUGGUAACCGUCCAGAUGCACCAAGUUCUGAUUUAUGGCGCUUGCAACCAUCAAACCCAGAUCAAAUUGAUGGGUCGGAGAAUCAAAGGAACCAUUUGAGGAGCAAGAAGAGUGAGAAUGUGGCAGGUCAUGAAUCAGAGACUCAGGAGAUGAACACUUUCCAUGGAAUGUCCUCUCAACAAAGUGCUCACCCCUCAGAAGGCAUGUCUAGGACCAGCCAUGUGUCAGCGGUUUCACGUACUCAAAGCCAAAAGAGUUCUGGCAACCUAAAUAGAUCAAGGAUCUCUGAUCAAAUUGCACAGAAUAAUAGUGGGAAUGAGAGUUUACAAAAUGAGAAGAGUCAGAGGAGUUCUAAUUAUUCGGUGAAUGAAGUGCAGGGAAGGUAUCAUUUUGCAAGGACACGUUCUAGUCCUGAGCUUACAGAUGCAUCUACUGAAAUUUCAACACGAGGAAGGCGUAACAGAGUGUCAGAAACAGUGAAAAACCAAAUCACUUCUGCAAGGCAAGAUUAUAGCAGUAGGAGGAAGAACUUGGUUGGUGAAGUUUCUGGAAAUCAUAGUGCAAGAUCUUCUAGUGAUGAUCCAUCAUCUUUGCAGCAUAGCUCGUCACUUCAAAGCCUUGAUGUUGCUGCUGAUUCAAACAGUGUUUCAAAUAGUUACCAUGAUGAAAAUGGCAUGGGUACCAUGAGUGAGGAGCUUUCAUCCGUUGCUGAAACAAUGGAGAUGCAUCAGGAAGAGCAAGACCUUGUGAACAUGAUGGCGUCUUCCAGGAUCCAUAGUUUCAAUGGACAAGUACAGAUGCCAAUGAAUUUAGCUUCUGCUCACCUACCUCUUCCUGUAUCACCUUCUGUUCUAGCUUCAAUGGGUUAUAAGAUUUCAUUCCGGGACCGGCAAGCAUCAACUACCAGAAACCACAGAGGAAGUUACAAUUAUGAUCGAAAUGACCACCAUGGAGACAGGGAAGGGAACUGGAACAUAAAUUCGAAACAACGGGCUACUGGCCGCAGCCAUGGUCGCCAACAAACUGAGAAGCCGUCCUCAAAGCCAGAUCGCUUGGCGGCUACUGAUAGUCGAGCCGACAGGCCAUGGGAUUCAUACAGGCAUGAUCCGUACCCCUCAUAUCAGUCCCAGAAUGGUCCAUUCGACUCCUCCAGCUCAUUGCACAGUGGCUCUAACAAUGUAGCGUAUGGCAUGUACCCAUUACCAUCUCUGAACUCUAAUGGCAUAACACCGACAGGACCUGCUGUUCCAUCUGUUGUCAUGUUGUAUUCCUAUGAUCACAACCGUGGUUUUGGUUCACCUGCUGAGCAGCUUGAGUUUGGGUCUCUUGGACCAGUGCAUUUUUCUGGCGUAAAUGAUGUAUCGCAUCUCGGUGAUGGAGGACCAGCUAGGAGUGUAUAUGAGCAGCAAAGGUUUCAAGGAGGAUCUGCACGAUCCUCGCCUGAUCAGCCAUCUUCUCCUCGACUUCAUAGAUCGGCGUCCCAGAGGAAUUAUCAGUUGAAGGAUGAGGAUUUCCCACCUUUGUCUUUUCCGGAGCAGGGUGGUAAUUUUGGUGGGAACAACUAUAAUGGAAAACAUUCACAUUAUCAGGCCUUCUUAUUCUCACCUCACUCCUAAAAAAGGAUCUGGGUCUGGUGCUCAAGGGGUUUCUGUAUAUCUUUCAUAUAAAUGAACGCCCUUUCGCUCUAGCGUAGUGUUUGUAUGUACACUACAAAAGUCAAUUUUUUUAACCUACACCUAUAUUACAGGCAUAGAAGAGGAUGGUGGAAGGGGAAAUGGGGAUAUUCUUAAUAUUUUGUUUUCACCCCAGCUUUUAUUUGUUUUCUUUUCUUCCUCGUUGGCACUGCUUAACUCCAUUGUUUUACGUAGCUCCUUCAGGUUUAGAGUAUAGUAUUUUUUUUUAAAUCCCCUUCUGUAGUAGGUGUUUAGAUUCUUGAUUUCAGUGUCAAUUAACCCAAAAUCUUUCCUUUUUCUGAACUGUAGCAUAUUAAUUUAAAUGAUAAGUUCGAUGAUAUAGCUUUA